Molecule: messenger RNA, 1844 nt
Organism: Kogia breviceps (pygmy sperm whale)
Lineage: Eukaryota; Metazoa; Chordata; Mammalia; Artiodactyla; Physeteridae
Source: RefSeq, a predicted model, not a curated record
AUCAUUAGAAUACCUUCAGUGCCUCAACUUCCCCCUCUUCUUGGAAAUAGGCCAAUCAUGCUACCAAGCAAGUUUCCUUAGAAGCUCAGGCUGAGAUUAAGAUUUUUCUUUGGCCACACCUUGUGGCUUGUGGGAUCUUAGUUUUCCACCCAGAGAUUGAACCUGGGCCACAGCAGUGAAAGUGCCAAGUCCUAACCACUGGACUCCCAGGGAAUUCCCUAAGAUUCUUAUGCAAAUGAUUUAUUAAGGGAGCUCUCAGUAGAAACCUCUGAGUGAAGAAAGCCAGAUAGGAGUGUGGGAAAAGUCAGUGGUUCCAAAACUUUGCUACCCAUUAAAAUCACCUGGGGAGUUUUUGAAAAUUCCAGAAAUUAGAGGAGUGAUGUCAGCAGGAUGGCAGAAUAGGAAACUCCAGGCUCACUUUCCCACAUGGAGACACUCUCCUAACAAUAUGAGGACCAGCUUACCUGUAUGGUAACUCCAGAAAGCACUUGAGAGGUUAUAGCAUUCCAUGCAAGCACAAUGCCAAGAAGAGGCACAAUGGAGCAAUUAGAACAUUCCAUUGCACUUACCCACCAUACCCCACGUCCCUCCUACAGAACAAGGGCACUCAGGAGGAAACUCCCAACUUUUGAGUUCUCCCUCAGGAGGAAAAGAAAAAGCUGGAACAUGUGUCUUAUAUUCUGGCUUUUAAAGAGGCUGCCCAAGGCACCGGUUUCUGUCUCAUCUGACUUGGAACAUUGACUGAAAAGAGAGUGGCACAUUUUAAGAAAGUGACACAUUUUCGUUGCCCAAGGUCCACUGAGAACAAAGCUGCCAUGUUGCAAGCAGCCUUGCAGAGAAGCCCUCAUGGCAAGAGACUGAACCUAUCAACGGCCAUUUUUGUAGUCGGUGCAGUCUCUCCUGCUGUUGUUGUCCCUUCUAUGCUACGUUUGCAAGAAAAGGGAUAUGGUUUUGAGAAAGGCAUUCCAACCUUAUUAAUAGCUUCCAGCAGUUUGGAUGACAUCGUGGCUAUCACUGGAUUCAAUACAUGCUUGAGCAUAAUCUUCUCAGGUGGUGUACUUAGCAACUUCCUGUCUGCUUUUCGGGAUGUACUUGUUGGUGUGCUGGUAGGAAUUGUUUUGGGAAUGUUUACUCGAUAUUUCCCAAGUAGAGAUCAGGGAAAACUUGCAGUGAAGAGAGCAUUUCUUAUUUUGAGUAUGUGUGUUUCUGCGGACUUAGGCAGCCAUCGCAUUGGUUUGCAUGCAGCCGGAGGAUUAUGCACACUAGUUUUGAGUUUCAUUGCAGGGACAAGUUGGUCCAAAGAAAAGAUUAGAGUCCAAAAAAUUAUUGGAACUGCAUGGAAUAUUUUUCAACCUCUUCUUUUUGGUUUGGUUGGAGCAGAAGUAUCUGUCACAUCUCUUAAAUCAGAUGCUAUUGGCAUUUGUGUUGCUACACUGAGUUUGGCAUUAUUGGUUCGAAUUUCUUUUACAUUUGUAUUGAUGUCUUUUGCUGGUUUUAAUUUUAAGGAGAAAAUAUUUAUUGCUUUAUCGUGGAUGCCCAAAGCUACAGUCCAAGCUGUUUUAGGUCCUCUGGCUCUAGAAAGAGCAAGAAUCAGUGCACCCCAUUUGGAACCAUAUUCGAAGGAUGUGAUGACAAUAGCUUUUCUAGCCAUCUUGAUCACAGCUCCAAAUGGAGCUCUAAUUAUUGGCAUUCUGGGACCUAAAGUACUUACUCGCCAUGAUCCAAACAAAAGGAUUAGAACUUCAUUAAAAAGUUGAUUUGCCAUCACCUGCCUGCUUCUCUUAAUGACUUCUCUUACAUGAGAGAAAAAUUAAAAGGUACAAAUAUGUGGAGACUACACAGAA